UUGUUUAUUGUCCAUCAAAAUGUUAAAGGUAUUACUAGUUUUAGGAACAUUAGUAUCUAGCAUAUUGGCUUUAACUGAGGAACAAAUAGCAUUAAUGAACUCUUUGCAUGCAGAAUGUGUUUCCCAAAGUAAAGUAGCUGAAGAUGUGGUAAGCGCGGCAAAAAACGGCAACAUCGGUGACGAUAAUAAUUUGAAAUGUUACAUGAAAUGUAUCUUGGAUGAACUUGGAGUGAUUGACGACGAUGAAAAAAUUGACGUCGAUGGUGUUGUGGCUAUGCUGCCAGAGGAAAUGCAAGAAUUUGCUCCGGCGGUAUUGAAAAAGUGCGGGACACAAAGUGGGGCUGAUCUUUGUGAUUCAAUUUUCAAUACGUUCAAAUGUUAUUAUGAGACAGACAAAAGGGUAUUUUUUUUGCCAUAGAAACUUCAAGGUAAUUUUAUACCAUAACCACAAUUAUUUAGCAUCGUUAUAUUUGUAUUUUACUCAAAUUUAAGUGAAAUUUUAGUACUGUAUUGAAUUUGCAAAUAAAUCACUGUUUUAAAACGUUUA
Molecule: messenger RNA, 547 nt
Organism: Diorhabda sublineata
Lineage: Eukaryota; Metazoa; Arthropoda; Insecta; Coleoptera; Chrysomelidae
Product: general odorant-binding protein 56d-like
Exons: 6
Coding region: 20-418 (132 amino acids)
Molecular function (GO): odorant binding
Source: RefSeq, a predicted model, not a curated record